Messenger RNA from Aspergillus puulaauensis, 1095 nucleotides. RefSeq names its product pyridoxal kinase (gene BUD16). NCBI's taxonomy places the organism in Eukaryota, Fungi, Ascomycota, Eurotiomycetes, Eurotiales, Aspergillaceae. The transcript is spliced from 6 exons. Gene Ontology annotation, cellular component: cytosol. The record is from RefSeq and is a predicted model, not a curated record. Gene Ontology annotation, molecular function: pyridoxal kinase activity. The coding region runs from base 1 to 1095 and encodes 364 amino acids. Gene Ontology annotation, biological process: pyridoxal 5'-phosphate salvage.
AUGUCCGCAGAUCUGGUCCCCGAAACGAGGGUCCUUGCCGUUGCCAGCCAUGUUGUCUAUGGCCAUGUCGGUAACAAAAUGGCAACCCUCGUCAUGCAGUCUCUGGGCUGUGAUGUUGCCGCUUUGAAUACCGUUCAUUUCAGCAAUCAUACUGGCUACCGCCAGUUCAAGGGCACUAGGGCAACAGCAGAGGAGAUCAGAAACCUCUAUGAAGGCUUGUGCAUGAGCAACCUCACAGACUUUGAUGUCAUGCUCUCCGGCUAUGCGCCGAGUGCUGCUGCUGUUGAAGCCGUCGGGUCUAUCGGUCAAGACCUCCAACGCAAGGCUGCAGCCCGUCCCGGUUCUUUCUUUUGGGUCCUGGACCCCGUAAUGGGCGACCAAGGCCGUCUAUACGUCAACGACGAUGUAGUACCAGCAUACAAGAACAUUGUGCAAUAUGCCGACUUGAUCCUCCCAAACCAAUUCGAAGCCGAAGUCCUCUCCGGCAUCCAAAUAACCUCCCUCCAAACCCUCGCAAAAGCAAUAACAACCCUACACGCAACCUACAAAAUCCCCCACGUAAUCAUCACCUCAGUGCAACUCUCCAAACUCUCCCCAUCGCAAGAAAACCCCUCACCAAACUCCACCCAGAACCUCCUAACCGUGAUCGGCUCCACAACCCUCUCCAGCGGCAAACCGCGCCUCUUCCGCAUCGACGUCCCAGCCAUAGACUGCUUCUUCAGCGGCACAGGCGACAUGUUCGCCGCACUAACCGUCGCCCGCCUCCGCGAGGCCGUGUUCGCCGAUCGCAACCCAGACCUCCGGAACACAAAGUCCUGGGUAUCGGGCGACGAUGUACGCCCCACGGAGCUGCCGCUUGCAAAGGCCACCGAGAAGGUUUUGGCUAGUAUGCACAAUGUGCUGGAGAAGACUAAUGAGGCGAGGGAUGUGGAACUCGCGGCCACUGCGCCUGCGUCUGGGGGAAGCGAGGAGGUGCAGAAGAAGGAACAUCUACGGCGGACGAAGGCUGGCGAGAUUCGACUGGUAAGGAACGUGAGGUUUUUGCGGGAGCCUACGGUGGAGUUCAAGGCGAAGGAGUGGGAGGGGGACUAUUGA